Plasmodium vinckei vinckei is the source of this 2634-nucleotide messenger RNA. RefSeq names its product conserved Plasmodium protein, unknown function. The transcript has a single exon. NCBI's taxonomy places the organism in Eukaryota, Apicomplexa, Aconoidasida, Haemosporida, Plasmodiidae. The record is from RefSeq and is a predicted model, not a curated record. Bases 1 to 2634 code for a protein of 877 amino acids.
AUGAUGAUAAGAAGUCAGUGUCUAAAAAAAAGUAAGACCAAUUAUGCAUUACGAAUUUGUUUGAAAAAUAUAAAAAAAUAUUCCACAACAAGAGAGAAGAGUUACAUUGAUGUGCAACCAAAUGAUGUUAGUCAUAUAGACAUAAAGAGUGUUAAAAACAAAGAAAAUUUAAAAAAGUUUUAUUUAUUUUACAAUAAAAAAAAAUUAAGUGACAUAUAUAAUGACUAUAUAUUUUUAAUAAAUAGCUCAUUUAAAAAUAAGUGUGAUGAAAAUGAAGUAAAGGAAUGUACAGACAUUUUGAAAUAUGUAGCAAAUUCUAUAACAUUAAUACAGUUUAUUAAUUCAAGGAAAAAUUAUUUAAACAGUGGAAGUAAUAAUGGUUUUUUUCGAUAUAAUGAUACACAGCCUUACUACAUACAUAACAUUGAAAAGGCAAAUAAAUAUAAAGAAGAGCAUAUGAUGAAAAUCGAUGAAAAAAAUAGCUUGAAUUCGAAUUACUUUUUUUCAAAUAAUUUAUAUAAAUUUAUUUAUAAAUUAAAAAAAUAUGAUAUAUGGAAUUAUAAGGAAAAAAGUAUAAACAAAAGAUAUAUGAAUUAUCAUAUGCUAUUCCCAAUAGUAUAUCAAGACUUGAAAAAAUGUGAACAAGCUAUUAAUACUGAUAGUGAUAAAAAUAUUUACCUCUUAGAUUGCAAUAUAUUUUCUUAUUAUAUAAAUAAAAAAAACAAAAAUGAAUUUAUAGAUAUCAUUAAAAAGGUUGAUUAUAAUUUAUUAACCCCACACGAUAUAAAAAAUGUUUUAAUUUUGUUGUCUAUAUUGCAUCAUAAUAAUAUAUCUCUUUCAAAUAAUAAAGAAAAUAUCAUAAAAAAUAAUAAUAAUAAUAAUAAUAAUAAUGGAAUAAAUGUGAUAUAUAAAAAUAAAGAAUAUAUAAAUAAAAAGAUAUUUAUCGAUAUAUUUAAUAAUAUAUAUAAUAAGUAUAUUUUUUCAAAAGUUAAUAAAAUAUCCUUUUAUUAUUUAUAUGAUUACAUCUUAUUGAUGUGUAUAAAUGAAGUAAAAAAUGGAGAGGCAUACACAAAUGUUAUCAAUGUUUUAUCGAAUUAUAUGAAUCUAAUAAAUAAAUUAAGUAACAAAACUGAUGGAGAAACUAGUGAAGCACCUAUCUUAAGUCCUGAUGAAGAUGAAAAAGGUUUUGCAAAUAAUACUGACCCAAGUGGCACAAUAAGUGAAAAUGACAACGUUGGAUUUACUGAAAUUAAUUUAUCAGAUGAAGGGAAUGAUAGAAAUUAUCCUGUUUUAAGCAAAGAGCAUUAUAUAUAUAUAAAAAAAAAUAUAAUAAAAAUAAAGAAUGAAAUAAUAAAUAAACUACUUUUAUUAUAUAUUACAAAAUAUGUAUAUAACCAUAUAGAUAAUAAUUUAUUAUAUAGUCACUCCGAUUUAAUAUGCGAAAAUUUAGAAUUAAUUCCUCAUUAUAUGAUAACUAAUUUUAUAUUUACUAUUGGAACAUGUAAAUAUAUUGAUGAAUUUUGCAUGUUUAUGCUAGCUAAAUAUGUACAAAAUAAUAUUAAUUUAUACAACCCUAAUGAAAUUGUUGUAAUAGUAAAUACAUAUGCUGAUGCGGCAUUAGAAGAUGUAAGUUUUUAUGAAACAAUUUGUGAUUACAUAAAAUCGAAUUUUAAUAAAUUUUCAACUUUUGAUAUAAUUAAAAUAUUACAUGCACUUUCUAAAGUAAGAAUACGAGAUGAAGAACUAAUUAAAGAGUCUUACAAAAAAAUUAACAAUUAUUUGGAUGGUCGAGAAAAACAAUAUAGUAUAGAUAAGCCAUUGAAAUUUACGGCUGAAAAUGAAUCGAUUUCUACAUUAUAUUCUCAAAUGUCUCAACUUGAUAAUAGCGUAGCAAAAAAAAGAAAAAAUUAUAUUUUAAAUAAAUAUUUAUGUGCUUAUGCAUUAAUUGCAGCAGGAAAACUAGAUUAUUUUAAUGAGCUUGAUAAAUUAUUUAUUCAUUUAAAAGAAAGUAUACAAAAUGAAGGUAUUGAUAUAAGAGGAAUAUUAUGGAUGCCAAUUGCUAUUACAAGUUUUUUAUGUACUGAAAAUAUAUUUUAUUUUAUUCCUAUAUAUAUAGAUUUAAUUUAUAAUGCUUUUAAAAAAACACAAUCACCAAAAUUAUUAUCAUUACUUAUUAGAAGACAUAGUAUAUUAUUACACGCAAUAGAAACUGAUAUUAUCCCCAAAAAGUUUUUUUCAAAAGAUACUAUAGAUAAAUUAUAUUUUAUUUGUAAAAGUAAAAAAGAUAACUCAAAAGAAAAAGUAUUUGUUCCAGAUAGUUCAACUUUUCAUAUUGAAGUUUCAAAUGCUUUAUUAUCAUUAGAUAUAGUUCAUAAAAAAGAAGUUAAUAUAUAUCCAUUCACUAUUGAUAUUUUUAUUAACACACCUCAAUAUUUUGAAAAAAAUCAAACAAAAGAAAUAUAUGCACAAACGGAACAUACUCAUAAUAAUUUUAACAAAAUUAAUACAAUAAAAAAAUUUAAUAACUUAGUAUAUGAUGAUGAUACAAAUUUUGAGCAAACAUUUGAGAAUAAAAAAGCGAAAAAUAAAAACAAAAACAAAAAUGAAGUAUAUACUGAUGUUCCAUUUGUGUAA